This is a messenger RNA of Salarias fasciatus (jewelled blenny), 995 nucleotides long. It is a transcript of the gene psmb7, whose product is annotated as proteasome 20S subunit beta 7. Gene Ontology annotation, cellular component: proteasome core complex; cytoplasm. Gene Ontology annotation, molecular function: threonine-type endopeptidase activity. The transcript is spliced from 8 exons. The coding region runs from base 32 to 865 and encodes 277 amino acids. NCBI's taxonomy places the organism in Eukaryota, Metazoa, Chordata, Actinopteri, Blenniiformes, Blenniidae. The record is from RefSeq and is a predicted model, not a curated record.
UUUCCCGGUAAAGCUGCUUUAUUUCUCCAACAUGGCGACACUCGCUGUCAGACGGGCUCCGGUUUCUGGAUUCAGUUUCGAAAACUGCAAGAGAAAUGCGCUUUUGGAAGGUGAAGCUAGCAAGGUGGGCUGCAGUCUGCCGGCUGCUCGCAAAACAGGAACCACCAUCUGCGGUGUGGUCUUCAAGGACGGAGUCGUCCUCGGAGCCGACACCAGAGCCACUGAAGGCAUGGUGGUAGCCGACAAGAACUGCUCCAAGAUCCACUACAUCUCCACCAACAUCUACUGCUGCGGCGCCGGAACAGCUGCAGACACGGAGAUGACCACUCAGAUCAUCUCCUCCAACCUGGAGCUGCACUCCCUGUCGACGGGCCGGCAGCCGCGCGUGGCCACCGCCAACCGCAUGCUCAAGCAGAUGCUCUUCAGGUACCAGGGCUACAUCGGAGCUGCCCUGGUGCUGGGCGGAGUGGACUACAACGGCCCCCACCUCUACAGCAUCUACCCUCAUGGCUCCACUGACAAGCUGCCCUACGUCACCAUGGGCUCUGGCUCUCUGGCCGCCAUGGCUGUGUUUGAGGAUCGUUUCCGCCCCGAUAUGGAGGAGGACGAGGCCAAGCGUCUGGUGCGGGACGCCAUCGCCGCGGGAAUCUUUAACGACCUGGGCUCAGGCAGCAACAUCGACCUGUGUGUCAUCACCAAGGGCAAAGUGGACUACAUCCGGCCCCACGACGAGGCCAACAAGAAGGGCGUCAGAACUGGAGACUACAAGUACAAGAAAGGCACUACAGGCGUGUUGAAGACGGCCGUGACUCCUCUGGACCUGGAGCUGGUGGAGGAGUCCAUUCAGACCAUGGACACGUCCUGAACCUGUUCAGACCAGGGACACGUCCUGAACCUGUUCAGACCAGGGACUCGUCCUGAACCUGUUCAGACCAGGGACUCGUCCUGAACCUGUUCAGACCAGGGACACGUCCUGAACCUGUUCAGACCAGGGA